Molecule: messenger RNA, 1817 nt
Organism: Pistacia vera
Lineage: Eukaryota; Viridiplantae; Streptophyta; Magnoliopsida; Sapindales; Anacardiaceae
Product: 4-coumarate--CoA ligase-like 9
Exons: 6
Coding region: 114-1763 (549 amino acids)
Molecular function (GO): CoA-ligase activity
Source: RefSeq, a predicted model, not a curated record
AAUCAAAUAGUUCUCGCCAAAUCAAACUCUCCGCUCAUCUCAUCUAUUGCAUGUAACGGUCUCUAUGCCCUUCAUUUUCACAACAAUUUUCACCAAAACCUCUCCCAUCAAUAAUGGCUAACCAACAGUUCGAUCCUCGAAGUGGCUUUUGCUCCCAAACCAACAUCUACCACAGCCCCCGCCCCUCUGUUCCUCUCCCUCCUCUAACCACCCCUCUCUCCAUCACUUCCUACCUCUUCUCUAUCCUUAAUUCCCACCCUCCGCCGCCGCACACCGCCGCCCUCAUCGACGCCCUCACCCGCCGCCGCAUUCUCUACUCUGACUUCAUCCUUCGCAUCAAAACCCUCGCUUUCUCCCUCAAAACCAAGUUUAACCUCUCCAAGAACGACACAGCUUUUGUUCUUUCCCAAAAUUCAAUCCACGUACCCAUUCUUUACUUUUCUCUCUUCUUAAUUGGUGUCACCGUCUCUCCUUCAAAUCCCGCCAAUACGAAACCGGAGAUUCUCCGCCAAAUUCAGCUCUCAAAACCGGUCAUUGCGUUUGCCACGUCAGAGGCUGCUGAUGUAAUCCCCUCGCUUAAAUGCGGCACUAUUCUUCUUGACUCGCUUGAGUUUGAAUCUUUCAUGACGAGCCAAUUGGAUGAACGGGAUUUGGAUUCUGAGCUGGACCGGGUAAGUGUUUCGCAGUUGGAUCCGGCGGCGAUUUUGUACUCUUCAGGGACGACGGGGAUGAUCAAAGGGGUGGUCUUGACUCAACGGAACUGGAUAUCUUCAUUGGCGGGAGCUCUUGCGGUUCGUUCAGUGAGGGAGACUCCCGCUGUUGCGUUGUGUGCGGUUCCGUAUUUCCAUGUCUACGGGUUCCGGUACUGUGUGACGGCGUUGGCGUUGGGGCAGAGUUUGGUGUGCAUGGGAAGGUUUUAUUUUGGGGUUUUCUUGAGAGCUAUCGAGGAGUUGAGAGUCAACCACGUGGCCUUGGCUCCACCCAUCGUUUUUAUGAUGGCUCAAGAUGGUGGUUCGAUGAACGGUUACGAUUUAAGCAAGCUUGAAAGUUUGGCCUGUGGUGGAGCCCCUUUGGCGUUGAGCAUUAUUAAAAAAUUAAAGCAACGUUUACCUCAAGUGCAACUAGCUCAGGGAUAUGGGCUGACUGAAUCAACCGGCCGAGUUUUUGGAACGGAGGGUCCAAAAGAAUGCCAGGUAGUCGGAGCUACAGGAAAACUUGCACCAAAUUGUGAAGCUAAAAUUGUUGACCCCGAUACGGGCAUUGCGCAGCCUCCUGGAAGACCUGGAGAGCUUUGGAUCAGGGGAUCAUUCACUAUGAAGGGUUAUGUUGGUGAUGAAGAAGCAACUGCUAAUGUUCUGGAUUCGGCGGGGUGGUUAAGAACUGGAGACCUUUGUUACAUAGACAAUGAGGGAUUUCUUUUUUACCUGGACAGGAUAAAAGAAUUGAUCAAAUACAAAGGAUACCAGGUUGCCCCAGCAGAACUGGAGCAUCUACUCCAAUCUCAUCCGGAUAUAGUCGAUGCAGCUGUGAUUCCGUACCCAGAUGAGCUAACAGGUCAAGUACCAAUGGCUUUUGUGGUGAGAAAAUGUGGAAGAAUCAUUGGUGAAUCAAAGAUCAUGGAUUUCAUUAACAAACAGGUUGCUCCAUACAAGAGAAUACGACAGGUGAAUUUCAUUAAUUCCCUUCCCAGGAAUGCGUCAGGUAAAGUGUUGAGGAAGGAAUUAAUCAAACUUGCACAAUCAAGUACUAUUUCCAAGCUGUAAAUUUUUUGGAAAUGCUGCAUUCAAUGAAUGCAAAUAAAUGAAAAUUCACACAUG